CAUAUUAUUGCUGUAUAGUGAACAUCGCCCGUUCCCUCUCGUCAGAGCUGAGAAUGCUGAGAUCUCAGCAUCAAUGUCCAGUCUAGGCUAGGAAUUAGCUUCAAUUUCCGCCACCGCAGCGUAGCUGCCCCAGGGCCAAUGCCUAGUGCGCAGAAGGUACCAGUUCUGGAGGCUGUCUCUGCUAGUUAACUUAGGGUACAUAUCCGCUUCCUGGAGCAAAUAUUUGGAGAGCGCCCGCUUAGCCUUUACAAAAGGGUUCAGUACCGCCAGUCAAUUGCCCACCCAACGCCCGAGCCCCGCCAUACCCCUGGGGGUUUGCACCACUGCAGCAACAACAGAGGCUGAAAUCAGAGCUAACUCUCCAUCGAAGACGCACGAUCGCUGCCCACUCCGCUUGACCCAGGGGCAAUGGACAAAUCCAUCGGGAAGGACAACAGCCCAGGGAAAGCCACACCGCAGGAAACAAAAGAGGGAGGGAGCUGCGGGCACCUCUGCUGCCAGGCUGGGCUGGCCCCCGCGCGGACGCCAGAGCCGUCAAGACUCACGGCCAUGGCCGAGGAACCUGCCACAAUUUGUUUCAAUGAAGAGGAUUUUUACUGUCCCGUGUGCCAGGAGGUGUUCAAAACGCCUGUGAGGACGGUAACCUGCCAACACGUCUUCUGCAGGAAAUGUUUCCUGACAGCAAUCAGAGAAAGUGGAACGCAUUGUCCUCUGUGCCGGGGAACCGUGACUAAAAAAGAAAGAUCAUGUCCCAAAAGGGCUCUAGAUGUUGAAAACAACAUGAAGAAGCUUUCUGGGUGUUGUAGAUGCUGUGAAAAACAGGUUAGGUUUUCUCGCAUGAGACACCAUUAUAAAACAUGUAAGAAGUAUCAGGAUGAAUAUGGUGUUCCAUCCGUUAUUCCAAACUUUCAGAUUUCCCAAGAUUCAACAGGGAACAGUAAUAGGAGUGAUACAUCUACAUUUGAUAACGGAGAGAUGGCUAAUCUUCAGACACUUCAGGGAGAUGCAAGUGCACAUCCCACAUUCAAAUGCCCCCUGUGUCAGGAAACCAACUUUACCCGGCAACACCUACUGGAUCAUUGUAACAAUAGACACCUUUAUCAGAUAGUUCCUGUAAUUUGUCCAAUUUGUGUGUCUCUCCCAUGGGCAGAUCCCAGUCAGGUUACUAGAAAUCUUGUUAGCCAUCUAAAUCUAAGACACCAGUUUGACUAUGGAGAAUUUGUGAAUCUUCAGCUUGAUGAAGAAACCCAGUACCAAAAUGCUGUUGAAGAAUCUUGUCACGUGAAUAUUUAAAGUGUAGGUCCUCUGCAUUUUACUGCACUCUGAGGGAAAAACUACAUGAAUCCAAUCAGUAAUCUGAAAUGUAUAUUAAUAAAAAGGGAAUUCAGUAUCUGUUUUUUCAGGUUAAAUAUCUUUUCCAAGAACGAGAGAGUUUUUAAAAUGUUUUUUGAUUAGACAAAAAUGGAGUAAAUUUUAUUACUAUAUUUCUUAAUUCUUCAUAAUUGAUCGUACAGCUAUUGGAAAGGUGUUAAGUCAUUUUACUGAGAGUAGAGUUCUUUUACUUUAAGUAGGGACCUUGCUGGAGCUAUUCACUGGUGUCUUUUGAUUUGUGUGUAUGUUUUCAUGGUUUUGUUGAUCUUGCAGUUACAUUUUUGUUAAUGCCAAAUUCGGGGGUGGGGGGUGGGAAUCAGAUGCGAAGAUGCUGUGUUGCACUUUGCUUUUUAUAGUCAUGGUUUCAUUUUCAAAAUUAUAUCCUCGAAUAUUUGUGUGUAACUUUUGUUUAAAGCUGCAGUGAUAUUUUUACUACCGUAAUUUCUAACAAUAAAAGUGAGAGUGGCCAUUAUGGAAAGUUGAAAUAGGUGUUUUCAAUAGUGCACCAUUUUAGAGCAGAUUGGUUUCACUUGCAUCGCUAAGAAGGAAUGCUAUAUCAUGGCCUGAGGGAAAUUAUUUCUAUUUUGUUAUUUCUCUGGGGUAUCACUAAAAUAGGACAUCUUGCUUCCUGGGCUGAGGGGCUAUGAGCUCUUCCCACACAUCCUGCAAAUUGGGGGGAGAGGAAGUGCUUUGUUGCUUGUGUUACUUGACAGUGAGCCUUGUGAAUGAUUUAAGGAUAACAUUCAGAGAAAGUCUCUUUUUGAUACAUGAAAAAGGCCAGAGUGUUUUGCCUUUAUAAAUUAUUUUUCUGGUUAGUUACAUUAGAAAUCCAGGUUGUAUCUACCAUGAAAAACAGGGAAGACAUUAAACUUGAAAACUGGUAGGAUUAGGACAUAAUUGGUAUCAAGGCAUUGAUAUAUGUUUUGUCAGUCAUUGUUUUAAAACUUUAACGUGUUUGUAAACCUGAAUAACCAGUUGGGGGGGGACGGGGGGAGGGAUCUCCCUAAGAAGAUUCACUAUCUCCAUACCUUACACUAAGGGCUGCAGAAGUUCCUAUUCUAGUUCUCCCUACCUCCAAGAUGAUCUCCAAUAAAAACAGGGAAGGCAAGACUUGAUAUUCCCACAAUUUUUUAAAAACACAAGCUUUUAUUUUUAAGUUUGGACCUUUCAUAUAAAAGAAACAAAAAGCCCUAUUUUGUUCUCUUGCAUGUCCCUUAAGAAAUGGCUUUAUCAGGUGUAUAGAGAAUUAGGAUGUUUCCAAGUGUUUUUCCCCAACCCAUAUCCCUAACUGUCAUUAUUGUACAUGGGUGUUGUGUACAUAAAAAAAGAGUAUAUCCAAUAAUUUUGCAGUGCAGUUAGUGAUCUGAGUAGUGGUAUUAUCUAAGCACAAGCAACAGUACAAAUGGCGUUCAGGUGCCUAACUCAUUUGUGCCUUUGGAAAACCUCCUCCUAAAAGGUAUGUGAUGCUAUUUCCAAACAAAGUAAUCUGGAGAAUGCAAUGCAUUUUCCUUAAAUGCUUCAUAUUCCAGAUCUAUCCAGACUGGAAUGUAUGUAAAGACCAGAACCUACAGUGUAAAGAUUUUCUAAAUUGAAACCUAAUUCUGUGGUCCAUUCGUGGGGUGGUGGGGAGAGGGCGGUGUAUAUAUAGAGCUAUAGAGCCGGAUAUAUACUAAUUAUUUGAAAUGUGUAUUCUCUAUUUGAAAGUGUAAACAGAUAAUAUACUAUCUCUCCUGGAGGCUUAAAUUGCCAAAAAUAUAGAGGAAUGGGCUGUUUCACAGAUCCCCUAAAGUUCCAGCCUGUUUACAAUAUCUUAAACAAAAUUUGAGAGGGGGGGAAUAAAUUUCAAGGUAUUCCACUGCUAAAAAGUUUGUAAUUUAAAAAAAAAAAAAAAAAAAAAGCUCAGAACAUGCUGACUCUUCUACUGUGAACACUUCUUAUAGAAUGUGUUUAUUUUUCAAAGUUUAGUUAUGCAUACAUUUGUUCUCAGAGUCAACAAAAUACUAAUAUAGUGGAGAUGGCAAGAAAUGCCUAGAGCCAGUACAGAUUAUUUGAAUCAUUCUGAGAGCAACACCUGAUUGACUCUGAACAAGUCAUUUCAGCUACCUGAACAUGUCUUGAGAACUGUAGUUUAAAUUACGUAUGUUUUAAAACACUUACUCGGAGACUAAAAUCCUUCUACUGUUACAGCAAUAAUUAUUCACAUUUGAUGUGAUUACUAAAAUUUUAUUUCAGAGUUUAAAUGUUUUGAGAUUUGAAUUCAUAUUUUAAAAAUAACAAAUCCUUUUGGAAUAUGUUACAAGGAAUUUAAUCUUUGAACAGUAAUUUUCAUUUAUUGCAUUCUAUUUUGUGUAUUUAAAUGCAGUAUAAAAAUCCUUAAUGGCUGGGUUGUUUCCCUGUUUUGCAUAUGGUAAACUGUAUAUUGGCAAAUCUUUCUUGUUUAAGGUUUUAUAUUUUUACUAUGGUGAGACAGCCUCCAACUACGUUUGUUUUAGAUAACUGAUGAAUGACAAGAAAAGAAGCAGUUUGGUCAGAUAUUAUACUGCUGUUGUCAUUCUCUUUCCCUCUCUGCAUCUCAAGUGUACCCAUGAGGAGGCUGUGUAUUGGUGGUGAUUGCACUAAAAUGUGCAAAUUUUAUUGGAAGCGUGCUGUUGAGAAACCCUUUUAUUAACGCAUUCUAAUGUACUGAUGUUGAAGACUGUGUCUGAUGCUUGAAUUGUACCCUCUUGGUUUUCUAUUAAAACACUUUAUUUUC
Molecule: messenger RNA, 4123 nt
Organism: Dermochelys coriacea (leatherback sea turtle)
Lineage: Eukaryota; Metazoa; Chordata; Testudines; Dermochelyidae
Product: E3 ubiquitin-protein ligase RNF138
Exons: 8
Coding region: 409-1293 (294 amino acids)
Biological process (GO): proteolysis
Cellular component (GO): membrane
Molecular function (GO): protein binding; zinc ion binding; metalloendopeptidase activity
Source: RefSeq, a predicted model, not a curated record